GUUUUUCGCGCCAAUGCAACAGUUGUCCUGACAACAAGUCUCGAGCGCUGCUAUUUCAGUCAGUCAACAAACAAGCGUCUACAAGUAUCCUGCAGGAUGGAUAUAAAAUACGCAUUAGUUGAUUUCUUCACUGACAACACUAUUCAUAUAUGUGAACUAUCGCAAUUAAAACACAGAUGUAUGACAAAACUGAAUCCCGAUGCCAUUCACAAGUGGGACAAAAAUGAAGAGGCGUACAUUUUCUGGAAGAAGAGUUCCUCAUGCGAGCUCCAGCGCUGGCCUUGUCGAGUCAUCCAAUUCAGUGGAGAGCGCCAACCCCUAAUUGACACUAGGAAAAAAAUUGAAAAAGGGUGUGCCUUUGACAGAAUACCCCUCUUUGCAAAAGAAGAAUCGUUGGGGAAAGGGAGAAGAGAGAAAGUUAAAAGGAACUUCCCAGAUGUUGGUGAAACUUCAUUCCUGGACCAGGAAAAUGCACCAGUUACAGCUAAAAAAAAGAAGACCAAGAACAGUAUUCAGCAAAAGAUAAUGGCAGCUGUGAAAGAAAGUUGUUCUCAAAUUGUGGAACCAAGAGCUGUGAGAGGGCAGGAGGAAUCAUUUUCAUCAAGUCCCCUGUCACCUAAGCCAUAUGAGAGUUCAGACAAGGCUGAGAAGAUUAAAGAAUUAAAAGAUGAAAUAAAAGAACUACAGGAAGAUUUAAAAUAUGAGCUGCGCUUCAGGAUAAAAGCAGAGAGAGAACUGAGGGAGUGGAAAGAAAUUCAUGCAGUUGUGCAGGAGCUAAAAUGUACAGUUGGGGAAAUUAAGGGGAUGUGCAAUUCAAAAAAGAAACCUGACAUAUUGCAUAUGCCAUCAUCUUUUGAGGACACUGCUGGUCAAAACCAAGAACCACGCAUUGCUCAAGAAAGUGGGCAGGUAACUGAUUACAUCAACUUAGGAGAGGGGGUGACAAUAAAAAGAAGCCAAUUUGAGAGGAUCAACACCCAAGAUUUUAAAAAAUUUACAAGUGAGCUUCUCUUAGUGACCUUUGGGAGAGAAACUCUUGCCACACACUCUCUAAAUGGAAGAAAGGCGCCCAAUGCCGAUACCAGCAAGGAGGCACUUCCGGCUAACAAAGUGCUACAUCCAAAAACGGUUUCGUGUUUCCACAUCGGAGAUAAAGGCAGUCAUAAGAACCAAGCUUAA
Molecule: messenger RNA, 1179 nt
Organism: Triplophysa dalaica
Lineage: Eukaryota; Metazoa; Chordata; Actinopteri; Cypriniformes; Nemacheilidae
Exons: 7
Coding region: 97-1179 (360 amino acids)
Molecular function (GO): DNA binding
Source: RefSeq, a predicted model, not a curated record